Messenger RNA from Periophthalmus magnuspinnatus, 2021 nucleotides. Its product is annotated as alpha-1-antitrypsin homolog. Bases 236 to 1453 code for a protein of 405 amino acids. Gene Ontology annotation, biological process: negative regulation of endopeptidase activity. Gene Ontology annotation, molecular function: serine-type endopeptidase inhibitor activity. The transcript is spliced from 6 exons. The record is from RefSeq and is a predicted model, not a curated record. Lineage: Eukaryota; Metazoa; Chordata; Actinopteri; Gobiiformes; Gobiidae.
UGUCCAGUUUGAUUGUCACAUUCAAUGUCCAAUCUCCCACAGACGCCCAUCAGAUGAUAUAUUUGAGUUUCAUCACUGCUUUUCCACACAGAUAUCUCUCAGCUGACCAACGAAUAAGGGGCGGGUCCAGUGAAGGACGCAAAAGCCAAUCAGAUGCCUUGCUGCCAUCCUGUAUAUAAUGUGAACUUUUGGUGUGAAUUAGUCUGCAGCAAAGAGGACACUGAAGGCUGUAACGAUGCGUGCUACCUUUGCUCUUGCACUGCUCCUGGCCGUCGCCUGGGCAGACCACCACCAUCACCACGGCAGCCACCACAGCCACCACGAUGACAUGAUGAAAUGCCAGAAGCUCUCCCCUCCCAACGCUGACUUCGCCUUCUCCCUCUACAAGAACAUCAACUCCAAGACCGCUGCCGGAAAAAAUAUCUUCCUCUCUCCCCUUGGUAUUUCCACUGCCCUGUCCAUGCUGUCCACCGGGGCCCGCGGCGACACUCACCAGCAGCUGUUCUCCACUUUGGGCUACAGCGGCAUGGACCAGAACACUGUGAAUGAGGCCUACAACCACCUGUUUCAUAUGCUCGGACACAGCCAGGCAAACCAGGUACUGAACGUAGGCAAUGGUCUGGCUCUCCGCGACAACUUUGCUCCCCUCAACAGCUUCACCUCCGACAUCACAAAGCACUACUCCGCAGAUAUCUUCAAGGUUGACUUUUCCAAACCUCAGGAGGCCGCUGCAGAAAUCAACAACUUCAUUGCAAAUAAAACUCAUGACAAGAUUAAGGAUAUGGUGAAAGACCUGGACACUUCGAUGGCCAUGGUGCUUAUCAACUACGUCUAUUUCAGAGGACAGUGGGAGAAACCCUUUGACGGCAACCACACAAGCAAAGCUGAAUUUUUCGUGGAUGAAAACACCAAAGUGGAAGUGGACAUGAUGAAGAGGACGGGCCGUUAUGACUUCUACCAGGACAUGGAGAACCAUACCUCUGUCAUCAUGCUCCCAUACAAGGGAAAUACUUCCAUGAUGAUCGUGCUGCCCGAGAAGGGGAAAAUGAAGGUGGUGGAGGACAUGAUCUGCAAAGACCACCUGAGGCACUGGCAUGAUUCUCUCACCAGAAAUUCUGUAGAUCUGUUCUUGCCCAAAUUUUCUGUGUCUGGAGAUGUCGCCUUGGAUGAAAGUCUCAAAGAACUUGGCAUGACUGAUGCUUUCAGCGACAUAGCUGACUUCUCAGGCAUUUCUGAAGAGGUCAAACUCAAAGUCUCAAAGUCAUCGCACAAGGCUGUUCUGAGUGUAGAUGAGACCGGGACAGAAGCUGCCGCUGCUACGACGAUCGAGGUGAUGCCCAUGAGCAUGCCCGAGAGGAUGAUCCUCGACCGACCCUUCCUGAGCUUCAUCCUGGAGCACUCAACCAAGUCCAUUCUCUUCAUGGGCAAGAUCAGCAACCCCACCGAAGCAUAAAAGCAAAGAUUUAUCAUCCGAUAUUUUGACCAAGGUCCGUUUUUUUUUUUUUAUACAAAACACAGUCUAGUUUCUGUCCAGUUCAGGGUCAGUACCAGGGAGGGGACAUGGGGGGAGCACCAGCACCGUCUAGGAUGACCACUGCAGUCCCACAACCCCCAUGAAUAUUACUUAAAUGUUCCAAUGCCAAGUACUGUUCUAAAUGAAGCAAAAAAAAAAAAAAAAAAACCCACAACAACAUGUAAUUACACAUUAAGGUGCAAACAAAACUGUAAUGAAAAUAAAACUUUAAAACAGUCAGAAUGCGGGGAAUGCGGCACUCUGCUGUUGAAAGGCUCUAAAUUCCAUGUUAUGUGAGCACCACCAUAGAAGACCUCAUAGCCCCUCCAUCCUCCACCCAAGAAACAGUGUCUGGAGCCGCCUCUGGUCCAGUGGAAGUGCAGUUUGACCAGCUUCCAUGGAACUGUACAUAUUACCUAGCUUCAGUUGAAAUUUGUACUACUGUUUUUAUGCUAUACUUUUCCAUAUUGUUUCAUUGGGACAUGAAAUAAACAUUGGUUAAAAAGUA